This is a messenger RNA of Musca domestica (house fly), 456 nucleotides long. RefSeq lists its product as uncharacterized. The coding region runs from base 1 to 456 and encodes 151 amino acids. The record is from RefSeq and is a predicted model, not a curated record. Gene Ontology annotation, molecular function: odorant binding. The transcript has a single exon. NCBI's taxonomy places the organism in Eukaryota, Metazoa, Arthropoda, Insecta, Diptera, Muscidae.
AUGAAAAACUGUGCUGUUCUAUUAGUAUUCUGUUUUGGUAUGAUCGCAAUAUGCCAGGUGUAUGCAGAAAUUUUAGAUUUGGGUAAAACGCCCAAAUGGUACCCCCGCGAUGGCCCCGAAAUUGAGGCCGAGUGCAUGGAAGAUCAUUCAACAAGUGCAGCUACCAUUGCUGAAAUUAAAAAGUUCGAAAUAAAAAAUACUCCCGAAGUGCGUGCAUAUCUUUUGUGUUUCCUUACGGAGACCAAUGUCUAUCGCCCAGCCAAGGGACCAGAAAUCAAACGCAUUGCAUGGUCCCUGAAGGAAAGUUUCAAUUUGAAUAAAUGUGAUUUGGAUAUGAUACGCGACUGUGUGGAAGAACACCAGUCGGAUGAGCUAAAAGAUUAUGCCUAUUUCAAGAUCAUCAAGUGUGCCUAUGAGAAGGCCCCCGCAAGAUGUUUGCAGAAAAUUGAAAAAUAG